Messenger RNA from Mollisia scopiformis, 3285 nucleotides. Its product is annotated as putative chitin synthase. Gene Ontology annotation, cellular component: cell septum; cell periphery. Bases 1 to 3285 code for a protein of 1094 amino acids. The record is from RefSeq and is a predicted model, not a curated record. Gene Ontology annotation, molecular function: chitin synthase activity. The transcript has 2 exons. Lineage: Eukaryota; Fungi; Ascomycota; Leotiomycetes; Helotiales; Mollisiaceae.
AUGGACAGUCCAAAUACUCCAGGACUGCCGCCGAUGUACACAGAAGGGCCAUUGUACGGCGAAGAGAAUGGCUCUACACCAACAGGACAACCUAGCAAUGGAUCGCACAUCCGCUUGUUGACUUCUGUUGAUGAGCCAGAAAGUCGACCGUACGUACCGCAAGUCUCAAUACCACGUCCGAAACAAGUCCAUUUGCAUCAGGCUCAAAUGUCGACACCCAAACACCCCGCAUCUCUCAAGGAAGAAGAGGAGGCCAUCUCAACCUGCAAGCUGCAGAAGUCAUUGGAAGAAGACAUUACGCGCUUGCUUCCGACAAUCCCAGAUGGACCUUCGCGCAGAAGAUCUAUUCGAAAACCAGUCAAAUCCCCCUUAUCCAAACUUGAGAAACGUUUGAAAGAUAAAUCUAGCUUACACCAGAGUCCAAAUAGUCCGUACACAGCCCGCAGAUCAUACCAACCGUCUGUAUCGUCGAUACAACAUUCCCGACCAGCGUCAAUCAUCGAUUCAGCGCCGGAUAUGCCUCCCCCAGAAACUACAUACGUCCCAUACUCACCCAGCGGACGAGUCUCUCCAGCUCGAUCGUGGAGUCCUUCACGCACGUCUUCUGAAUACAACAGAGUCCCACCUCCACCCCUACAAUUCGAGCCUGUUGAUCUUGAUGGGGAGCCCAGACCCGGAACACCAUCAUCUAGAUAUGGUGGAAGUCCCAGACGUCCUCUACCACCAGCGCCUCUCUUCUCUGGUCCUGGAGCAGCUGCACGAAACUCGGUGUUUGCAGAUGAUGCUACAAUAUCAAUUCCACUCGAGAACGACAUAGGAGAUGGCGAUGAUGUUUUCGGACCGGCGAGCACAUUGAAGUCUGGCGCGAGGCAUAGCUUGAAGACAAGAGAAUCGUACAUGUCGAAUGAUACCCUGACAGAUGAGAAUUCGGAAGAAUACGAACAUUAUGGUCCAGCUCCAGAUGGAAAGCAAGAAAGAAGAGGAGCAAGACAAGCGCAGAUGGCGAAGAAGGAAGUUAAGCUGAUCAAUGGAGAACUCAUUCUUGAGUGUAAAAUCCCUACUAUUUUGUACAGUUUCUUGCCGCGGAGAGACCAAAUUGAGUUCACGCAUAUGCGAUACACAGCUGUCACUUGCGAUCCGGAUGAUUUUGUUUCGAAAGGAUACAAGCUUCGUCAGAAUAUCGGGACAACAGCGAGAGAGACGGAGUUGUUUAUUUGUAUCACGAUGUACAACGAGAACGAAAUUGAUUUCACGAGGACUAUGCACGCAGUCAUGAAGAACAUCUCGCAUUUCUGCUCUCGAUCGAAAUCUAGGACUUGGGGAGAAAAUGGUUGGCAAAAGAUUGUGGUUUGCAUUGUCGCCGAUGGAAGACAAAAAGUUCAUCCUAGAACACUGGAUGCUCUUGCAGCUACGGGUGUCUAUCAGGAUGGUAUUGCUAAGAAUUUGGUCAACCAGAAGGAAGUGCAAGCUCACGUCUACGAAUACACGACUCAAGUUUCUCUAGACUCGGAUUUGAAGUUCAAGGGAGCUGAGAAAGGAAUCGUUCCAUGCCAAAUGAUUUUCUGUAUGAAGGAGAAGAACGCAAAGAAGCUGAAUUCUCAUCGUUGGUUUUUCAAUGCCUUCGGAAGAGCCUUAACACCGAACAUCUGUAUUCUUCUCGAUGUUGGGACGAAACCUGGUGGAAACUCGCUUUAUCAUCUGUGGAAAGCUUUCGACACCGAUUCCAACGUUGCCGGUGCUUGUGGCGAGAUUAAAGCUAUGAAAGGCAAAUAUGGUACUGGUCUUCUCAAUCCAUUGGUUGCGUCUCAAAAUUUUGAGUACAAGAUGUCCAAUAUCCUGGAUAAGCCUCUCGAGUCGGUGUUUGGAUAUAUUACUGUGUUGCCUGGAGCUUUGAGUGCGUACAGAUAUCACGCUCUACAGAACGAUCAUACUGGUCAUGGUCCUCUUAGUCAGUACUUCAAGGGUGAAACUUUGCAUGGCCAAAAUGCAGAUGUUUUCACUGCCAAUAUGUAUUUGGCUGAGGAUCGUAUCUUGUGUUGGGAGUUAGUAGCAAAGAGAGAUGAGAAGUGGGUUUUGAAGUAUGUGAAGAGUUGUACUGGAGAAACUGAUGUGCCUGAUACCGUUCCCGAAUUCAUAUCUCAACGUAGAAGAUGGCUUAACGGAGCUUUCUUCGCAGCGGUCUACUCCCUUGUACAUUUCAGGCAAAUCUGGCAAACAGAUCAUACCAUUGGCCGCAAGGUCCUUCUUCAUAUCGAAUUCGUCUACCAGUUCAUCAACCUCCUAUUCACAUAUUUCUCUCUCGCCAACUUCUAUCUCACUUUCUACUUUGUGGCUGGAUCUCUUUCCGACAAGCAGGUUGAUCCAUUCGGUCACGGUCUAGGAACAAUAUUCUUCGUGAUAUUGCGAUAUACUUGUAUCCUACUCAUCUGCACACAAUUUAUCCUCUCGAUGGGUAAUCGACCUCAAGGUGCAAAGCGAUUAUACCUGACAUCUAUGAUCCUCUACGGCAUUAUCAUGGCAUACACAACAUUCGCCUGUAUCUACAUCAUCAUUCACCAAUUGACAGAAAAGAACAAAGAUGUAACAAUGGGCAACAACAUCUUCACCAACCUAAUCGUCUCCACGGCCUCAACAGUCGGCCUCUACUUCCUAAUGUCCUUCCUCUACCUCGACCCCUGGCACAUGUUCACCUCCUCGGGCCAAUACUUCAUGCUCCUUCCCUCCUACAUCUGCACCCUCCAAGUCUACGCCUUCUGCAACACGCACGAUAUCUCCUGGGGCACCAAAGGCGACAACGUCAUCCACACCGACCUCGGUGCCGCUAUGGGCCACGGCAAAGGCACAACCGUCGAGCUGGAAAUGCCGUCCGAGCAACUAGACAUCGACUCCGGCUACGACGAAGCCCUGCGUAACCUCCGCGACCGCAUCGAGGUCCAGCCCCAAAUGACCUCGGAAGCGCAGCAACAAGAAGAUUACUAUAAAUCCGUGAGAACGUACAUGGUGCUCUUCUGGCUGAUCUCGAAUGCGAUCCUGGCGAUGGCGGUCAGUGAGGCGUAUGGCGCGACGGCGGUGGGGAAUAACUUUUAUCUGAAGUUUAUCCUGUGGAGCGUUGCGAGCGUGGCGCUUUUUAGAGCCAUUGGAUCCAUGGCGUUUGGCGUGCUGAAUGCGAUCGAGAAGGUGGUGGAGGGGAGGAUUAGGUUGAGGAUGAAGGUUCCGGGGUGGAUGGGCGGCGUGGGGGAGAAGUUGAGGGAUGGGGUUAGUAGUUUUGGGAGUAGUCGGAGUUGA